This is a messenger RNA of Myripristis murdjan (pinecone soldierfish), 2198 nucleotides long. RefSeq names its product citrate synthase (gene cs). Gene Ontology annotation, biological process: tricarboxylic acid cycle; carbohydrate metabolic process; citrate metabolic process. Bases 126 to 1532 code for a protein of 468 amino acids. The transcript has 11 exons. The record is from RefSeq and is a predicted model, not a curated record. Lineage: Eukaryota; Metazoa; Chordata; Actinopteri; Holocentriformes; Holocentridae. Gene Ontology annotation, cellular component: mitochondrial matrix.
GCGGGCCCGAAUCCCUCUUCAACCUUCUGCUUUCUGGAGGGGCACCUUCAACCAGCUCCGCUCUGCACUGGCAGUGGCUUUCCUAGUUUAAGAAUAAGUGGAAGUAAUACUUUGACACAGACACCAUGUCCUUUCUCACUAUCAGCAGGCUAGCACCCAAACUCCUCAAUUCAAAGAAUGCCACCUAUGUCCUUGUGGCUGCCAGACAUGCCAGCGCAUCAACAAAUCUCAAGGAUGUUCUGGCAGACCUAAUCCCUAAAGAACAGACCAGGAUCAAGAACUUCAAACAGCAGUAUGGCAAGACCAACAUUGGACAGAUUACUGUUGAUAUGGUCUAUGGAGGUAUGAGGGGAAUGAAGGGUCUGGUGUAUGAGACUUCUGUUCUGGAUCCUGAUGAGGGUAUCCGUUUCCGGGGCUACAGCAUUCCAGAGUGUCAGAAACUGCUGCCCAAGGCUCCAGGAGGUCAGGAGCCGCUGCCUGAAGGCCUCUUCUGGCUGCUGGUCACGGGACAGGUGCCCACUGAGGAGCAGGUGAACUGGCUGUCAAAAGAAUGGGCCAAAAGAGCAGCUCUCCCCUCUCAUGUUGUCACCAUGUUGGAUAAUUUCCCCACAAACCUGCACCCCAUGUCUCAGUUCAGUGCUGCCAUCACAGCUCUGAACAGUGAGAGCAGCUUCGCGCGGGCCUACUCCGAGGGCGUCCACAAAUCCAAGUACUGGGAGUUCAUCUAUGAAGACUCCAUGGACCUGAUUGCGAAGUUGCCCUGCGUUGCAGCCAAGAUCUACCGCAACCUUUACCGCGAGGGCAGCAGUAUUGGAGCUAUUGACUCCAACCUGGACUGGUCCCACAACUUCACCAACAUGUUGGGCUACAGUGAUCCUCAGUUCACCGAGCUCAUGAGGCUCUACCUCACCAUCCACAGUGACCAUGAAGGAGGCAACGUCAGUGCCCACACCAGCCACCUGGUGGGGAGUGCUCUGUCUGACCCCUACCUGUCCUUCAGUGCAGCCAUGAAUGGCCUGGCUGGUCCUUUGCAUGGUCUGGCCAAUCAGGAGGUGCUGGUGUGGCUGACAGCCCUUCAAAAGGAGCUGGGUGGAGAGGUGUCUGAUGAGAGGAUGAGGGAUUACAUCUGGAACACACUCAAGUCCGGCAGGGUGGUGCCUGGAUAUGGCCAUGCCGUCCUGAGGAAGACUGACCCACGCUACACUUGCCAGCGUGAGUUUGCCCUGAAGCACCUUCCCAAUGACCCGAUGUUCAAGAUGGUUGCCCAGCUUUACAAGAUUGUGCCCAAUAUCCUUUUGGAGCAGGGCAAGGCCAAGAACCCCUGGCCCAAUGUGGAUGCCCACAGUGGAGUGCUGCUGCAGUACUAUGGAAUGACUGAGAUGAAUUACUACACUGUGCUGUUUGGCGUGUCCCGAGCUUUGGGUGUGCUGGCCCAGCUGGUGUGGAGCAGAGCCCUGGGCUUCCCCUUGGAGCGCCCCAAGUCCAUGAGCACGGAUGGACUGAUGGCACUGGUGGGCGCCAAGUCAGGCUGAAGAACAAAGUCAAAGGGAGUUGGGGGUUAGUGUUAAGGGUGGGUGGAAGAGGAAAUAUCAAAUGGCAGAUAUAAGUUGACCCCCUGUCCUUCCCAACCCCAGGGAAAUGAGAUUCAAAGAGACAGUACGCUUUUAAUGUCAUGUCACGAAAAAAAAAGGGCCUUCUAAAUCUUCACACUAUUUGUGUUAAAGUGUGUCAGUUAAACCAUAGCUAAGUUGUCCCAUGAUGCCUCCAUAUUAGAAAGAUGAGAAGUGAAAACUGCAAACACACAUACACAUUCCCCCUAAUUCAUUUACAGUCAUAGGUUUGCUGGAAAAGAUUUGUCUCUGAGAUCCUGGUACAGUGCCCGUGUGUCUGUGUAUUAGCACUGGGCCAGAACUACGAAUAGGAAAUGGCAUUCAAAGGGAAUUGUGGGGGUGAAUUGUACUUCUUUUGUUAAAAGAUCUAGUAAUUAAUCAUCUAACUGAACCGUUGCUGCUUUUGGCCAACGCUGUGAUUUUGUCUUAGGGGAUAUUCCCAAGCAAUUUUAUUCUUUCAAAUUAAGUGUCAAUAUGAUUUUUCUAUGCAAUGUUCCCAGAUGUCGUCCCACCCAGUCUAUCCAUACAUUUCACUCCCAUUAUGAACACUCCAGUUUAGGAAAAACGUCCCAAUAAAAUUAGCAAGCU